GCCUGGACGACCGCCCCAAGAUGGCGACGCUGCGGGGCGGGCUGCUGGGGCCGGACCCUGGGGCGCUGAGCCCCGCGCAGCUGGAGCAGCUGCGAAACUUCAAGAUCCAGACACGGAUUGCUAACGAAAAGUACCUAAGGACACACAAAGAAGUGGAGUUGCUCCUAAGUGGCUUCUUCAGAGAAAUGUUUUUGAAAAGACCAGACAAUAUCCUGGAAUUUGCUGCAGACUAUUUCACAGAUCCAAGACUUCCCAACAAGAUUCACAUGCAGCUAAUUGAAGACAAGAAAGCGGCUUAAUUAGUAAAAUCACGAUGCUCAGCUGUUGGGAGAGACUAGACAGGAUCCAGCCUUGGGGGUCUACUGGAACCAUGAGAGCCCAGUUGCCAUCAGCGUGGGUUUCCAAACUGCCUUGGGCUUUGUCUGCUUUCGCAAAGGCUUUUAAACAUCCUCAUUAAAACCAGACCUUCCUGUUCUGUCUGCUUAACUUCACUGGGAAGGAGGACAACAUCCUGCUUGGCAGGGCUGCCCUGCCCUGCCCUGCCCUGUUAGGCAUUAGGCCUCUUUCUCAUUUCUGGUGGUCAGGGGCUUCUUGCUGUGGCAGGGGCUGUUCCCACUCUAGCCACUUAGUCCCAGAGCCAACACCAGAGCAGAGAACAGGGGUGGACACCCUGAGAGGACUACAGCUGGCUGUGGUGGGACAGAAACAAUUGUUACUCCUGAGAGCACAACCCAAUCCACGUCUUUUACUCAGAGUGGAUUUUCCAAGGAACCCAACCUGGUAACCAUUGUGGCAAGAGUGCUGAGGAAGCAUAUUCUAAAAUGGGAUUUUAAAAAUGGAAUCACCUGCUGGCCAGCUGGCAAUGAGGACCCCAGCAGUGGCAGGAGGCAGAGCAUGACUAACCCUGCAUACCUGGUUUGAGCCUGCCCACCUCUUCCUGUUAAAGGCUUGAAGUUGAUGGAGAAGCCUCUGCCUUGCAAGACAACACAUACUCUCUUCAAGACCUACCCCACUUCUUCUGACUUCCAAGUCAAUAAGCAGGAUCAAGUUCUAUCAGAACACAACUAAAAGCUCCCUAAAAGAAGAAAGGAACCAUCUGAGAGGUACUAGAGGACCUAGCCUGCUUGCAUCGGUUGGAGCUGGGAAAGAAUGUUUGGGGUGUUGGGAAUUCUGAUGGUGUUGGAUCAAGGAGAGUGGGAUAUAAUAUCUGAUAAAGAAGCACUUUUCUAUAUUCAGGAUUUAUACUCUGACAAGGACUCUUGGUGAUGUUGUUAACAUUCUAAUAGGAUGGCUCUGGAAAGUUUAGAGAAAGUCAUGGCCAUAUUAAAUGAAGUUGAAAUGCCAGGACUAUUGUGGCAUACGGUGGAAGAUGGUAUCAAAGGCUCAAAAAAAGUAGGCAUGCUAGAGUGAAUAUUCUAUGUAAAGUCAGGAAACUCACUGCAUGAUUAUGUUACAUUAGAGCCCAAAGCAUACUCCAUUUACAGAUGUGAUAAAAAAUGUACUGUACACGAAUGGUAUGAAUCUACAUCGUGUACAACCGUAGAAAUGAAAUGAUGUAGCCCAUUUGUGUACAAUGAAUCAAAAU
This is a messenger RNA of Sciurus carolinensis (gray squirrel), 1585 nucleotides long. It is a transcript of the gene Riiad1, whose product is annotated as regulatory subunit of type II PKA R-subunit domain containing 1. Bases 21 to 299 code for a protein of 92 amino acids. Lineage: Eukaryota; Metazoa; Chordata; Mammalia; Rodentia; Sciuridae. The transcript has 7 exons. The record is from RefSeq and is a predicted model, not a curated record.